Molecule: messenger RNA, 6430 nt
Organism: Anopheles darlingi
Lineage: Eukaryota; Metazoa; Arthropoda; Insecta; Diptera; Culicidae
Product: solute carrier family 41 member 1
Exons: 11
Coding region: 1363-3711 (782 amino acids)
Biological process (GO): monoatomic cation transport
Cellular component (GO): plasma membrane
Molecular function (GO): monoatomic cation transmembrane transporter activity
Source: RefSeq, a predicted model, not a curated record
CGGUGGUCGGUCCGGCCGCCAUCCUCCUGCCUGCCGAACCGCCAUAGUGGCCCUGCAUUUGCAUCAUUACACCCUUCUCUUGCCACCGUCCGGACCACGGACCUCAGUGGACCAUCCCGAGUUGCUGGCUGCCAGGCGAAUGUCAAAGCGGUUUGUCGUCCCUAGUUGCCGGCAGCAGAGAGAUCCUUCCGCGUGUGCUUCAGGAUUAGCUUCAGGCUGCCGUUUGCUUGUUUGUUUGAUUGCUGCUCCCUGUAGCUUGCAGUGAGGUGUGUUGUGUAUCGUUCGGUGUUCCAAAACGGUGACGUUUUCGCACGUGCGACCGCGUCCGCGAGUGCGCAAGAGUACCGCAAAUCGCAUGUGCGCAGCCCCUUCGAUCAAUUCGCGACCAUCCGCCAUCAUCGCCACGACAUCUGUCAAACCGAACCCCGAAAUCCCAGUUCUCAGUUCAGGUCAGUGUUCAACCUUCAGCGGAAUCUGAUCUGCGGAGAGAGGUCAGAAGGGUGCCCAUCAAUCAUCGGCCAUCGCGAGCUGCCAGUGCAUAAAGUACUCCUCCUUCACCGACUACGAACGCGCCGCGACGCGCACCACAACGCGAACGUCGAGGACGACGAGGACCUCCAGUAGCUGGCCUACCACUUCGUUCAAAUCGCGCGCUAUCAGCUAUCAAUCCAGAGCAGUAGCAGCUAGGAACAGUAACAGCAGUAGAAGAGCAGCAGAAGCGACGACAGUCCUGGAGUGGCUAGCGGUGCGCGGUCUCUUGACGCCGUUGCGACGGUCAGUGCCGGGCGUGGGUGGACGUGCCGCAGCCACCACUGGCAGCACGCUCCUCCACCAUCGUACCACCAUCGAUCGGGUGCUCGGACCACCGGGCAUGGCAGUAGGCGGCUGGAGCAAGCUGCCCUGCCGAUAGACACGGGCACCACCACACACGCCACGCGAGGAGGAGGACGACGACCCCAUCUUACUCUACUGCCCCACUUUUCCUCUCUCUCUAUCUCUCGCGCGCGAGCGCGCGCUCUCUCAGUCAAUUAUCCCGGGGAAUCAGGACCUCACCGUCGUCGUCGUUGAUCCCAUCCUUUCUCUCUUCCCCCUCCCCACACACAUAUUUACGCAAGAAGGCGAGAGCAGCAAUAGCAUAGUCCGAGUCCGAGUGAUUCGAAGCAAAAGAUUCGUGAAAGAAGAAGUGGUGCUCCAGAAAACCGUAAAGAAGAGAGCAAACUAAGACUAAGAAGUCGUCUGAGCGCAGUAACAGCAGCAACAAUAGCAUUUAGUGUAACGGCAGAGUGAUCCCGUGAAUUCCCCGGGUUGGAGGGGGAGAAUAUACAUCCAACAAUAGAGCGAACCGGAGGACCACCACCGGAGAUGGAAACAGACGGUGGCAGCGGCAGCGGCCGCGGCGAAGAGCUGCAACCACCGGUGACGGUGGCGGCGGACGGUGUCGUCGUCGUCGCGAUCGGCGAUGUCGUGGUGGUACCGAAGGCGACCGGCGAGGGCGAGGAGGAGGGCCGCCGGCGUAGCAGCACCCUUACCACCAUCACCACCACGACCACCACCACCCCCGGUAGCCCGAUACCGGACGAUGCCAUCAUGCUGGACGAUGGGGUGCUGCUGGAGUGCCAGGGCCCGGUACCAGGGUUCGGUACCACCGGUAUCGCCGGUAGCCUCCCCACCACCACCACCACUGCCGUCGAUAACGUACCGCCGCGCCGCUCCUCCUCGACCUCCGGCAUUCCUCUGCAGCAACGGCAGCGACCGUCCUCUCCGAAUCCGCCGUUCCAACCAUUCUCGCUGCAGCAGCCGCAGAAGGGCGCCGAUCCUGCCUCCAGCCUCCAGAUCGAUAUGCGCGGUGCGACCGAGUUUUACCGGGUCGAUGAGGACGAUUACCGUCCCUUUACGAUCACUACCGGGUACAAUGGCGAUGGAACAGGCAAGGUCGGUACCGGCCACCAGCCACUGUCGUCGAGCGGUUCACUAGCAUCCAUCAUCACAACGUCGAUCACGUCGUCGGAGGCGGAUCAUCGCGGCGGCACCAUCAGCAGCGUCGGAACCGGCAGCCUGGCCGGGCUGGAUGAGGCCGAACCAGUGGUCGUCGGUGCGAAGGGCGGUGGUCGUGAGGGCCCGAGGCUGGCGCGCUCCUGUGACGCUGUUGGUGAUGGCGGCGGUGGCGGCGGCGGCGGCGGUGACGGCGGUGACGGUGUCGGUCCGGGUAAUGGCGGCCUCGAUGGCCACGUCGGUCCCGGCGGUGACGCAGGGGCGGUGGCAGGGCGUGCGGGAACCGGUGGUCUCCGCCACGAGAAGUGGUGGCAGACGACGAUUCAGAUCGCGAUCCCGUUCUUCAUCGCCGGUAUCGGUACCAUCGGUGCGGGCAUCAUACUUGGCCGCGUUGAGGGACGCAGCUCGUUCGGCGAGGAUUCGACCUUUAUCAGCUUCCUGGCCUCGCACUGGAAGGUGUUCAAGCAUGUGACGGAGCUAUUCAUCCUGGUACCGGCCCUGCUCGGCCUGAAGGGUAACCUCGACAUGUGCCUGGCGUCCCGGCUCUCGACCCAGGCGAACCUCGGCAACAUGACCAGCAAGCGCGCGAUUUUGCACAUGAUCGUCGGCAACAUAGCGCUGGUGCAGGUGCAGGCCAUCGUCGCCGCCUUCAUCGUGUCGAUCUUCGCCAUCUCGGUGGGCGCCAUCAUGAACGGGAACUUUGUAUUCGAUCACGCGAUGCUGCUGACCGCGGCCAGUAUGUUUACCGCGACCACCUCCUGCUUCGUGCUGGACUUUGUGCUAGUGGCUGUGAUUUUACUGUCGAAUCGCUACCAGAUGAACCCGGACAAUCUGGCGACACCGCUGGCGGCCUCGAUCGGCGAUGUGGUCUCGAUCUCGCUGCUCUCCUUCAUCGCGACCCAGCUAUUCGAAAACAUCGACACGCACCUCUGGAUCACGUUCGCGGUGGUUAUCGCCUAUUUCAUGCUGUUACCAAUGUGGGUAUUCAUAGUAUUAAGAAACACAUACACGCGCACGGUACUGACCUCUGGCUGGGUACCGGUGCUGUCCGCUCUCUUCAUAAGCGGUAUGGGUGGACUGGUGCUGGACACAGCGGUUGGCAUCUUCAACGGGUUCGUAGUGUUCCAGCCCAUCAUCAACGGCAUCGGCGGCAAUCUCGUGUCGGUGCAGGCCAGCAAAAUCUCAACGAUGCUGCACCAGAGCUCCAUUCUGGGCAUCAUCCCGCCGCACAUCAACGUUGUCGAGCUACCCUGGAAAGCACUAUUCAAAGGAGUGCCCUACGCGAAGACGGCCCGCAUACUGAUACUGAUGUCGAUACCCGGCCAGGUGCUGUUCAUCUUCGCUGCCGAUUACAUCCACAUGCAGCGCUCGACGAUCGGGGCACCGUUCGUGCUCUCCUAUCUCCUCGUCAGCACCAUCCAGAUCAUGCUGCUACUGUACAUUGCGCACGUCAUCAUCCAUCUGAUGUGGAAUUGGAAGAUCGAUCCGGAUAACUCUGCCAUCCCGUACCUGACGGCGCUCGGCGAUCUGCUCGGUUCGAGCUUCCUGAUGGUGGCGUUCCUGUUUCUGCGCUCCAUCGGCGCUCCGUACGGCGAGGAACCAGACGAGCAGGAGCUCGUGUACGGCCUGCUGUCUUCGACUACCACCCCUGAUGGCAGCGGUUUUGGUGGGGAUGCGUUUACCGCCUCUGAUCUGAUAUCCGGUUCGUCCGGCAUCUAGGCCUCAUCGUACGACGUAUCGACAUGCACACAGUAUCGACGGUGUGACCACAAAGAAGAAACAAAACAACAACCAACCAAAUGCCCUUCCCAUGCGCACGUCUCACCACUAGUUCUCGUGCGACCUCAAACAAGAGAGCUCUCACAAAGUCUCUCUCUUCCAACUCUCUCUGUCACAUACACUCACUCUCAUUGGAAGGCACAGGCACAACCAAAGCGUUUAGUUGCGAAAUAUGAACGUAGAGCAGGAUCAAUUAGUAUGAUUUGUCGGGGCCUUUAGCACCCUGCAGAAGGCUCCCGUCCCAGCACCAAAGGAUCAAGACAGAAUCGCCACUCGACGAACGAUAGAUAGAAAGGCGCCUGAUGCAUCGGAACCCCUACCAUCGGCUCCGCUCGGGGUCCUGUUUAACCACGGGGAUCCUUUCUAUUUUCCAGUAUUAGGCGGGUUAGUGUUAGUGGGUAGAUCAGCCACCUCGGCAGGACAAUGCAUUUCCUUUCCCUUUCAAAAAACUUUCCGCUCUAGAGUGAAAGAGAGAAAGUGAAAGUGAAAGAGAAAGAUAUAGAGAGAGAAAGGAGAGAGAAAGAGAGAGAGAGACAAGACUCGUAAAAAGAAUCGAGAGAUGAAGCAGUCAGACGAGUAUAGAAUAACCGUGCCCUAAACCAAAUGGUAAUACUUAAUUUAUAUCCGCGAGCAAAAGAAAUCCCGAGCGAGAAAGAAUGUGUGUGGGAGAGGAAGAGAGAAAGAGAGGCAAGAGACGACGAAGAAAGAGAAAGACAAAGACACCGUUUUUGGACGAAUAGAUUGACGAUCGAGCUCGAAAUCGUAGAGGCUCAGGAUGGGCCCUAAUUAUCAGACACCGGACGAGGACCACGGUGACGUGGUUUGGGUGCGUAGAAUUACAUGGCGCUGGAAGCGGUGGCGCACCGUGAUCGUCAAACCCUUCAUUUCAUGUUCUUAAUUUAACUAGGAUUACAAGUCAGCCUCUGCAUGAGGCGACCAGACAGACGGUUCCGUCGACAUUAGUAUGUAACGCAAAGAAAACAGAGAGUAUCACUCACUCACUAGUAGAAAGAGAGAAACAAAGAGGGAUAGAGAGAUGCGACAAAUGAGAAAGAAAGAGGAUGUGAAAUUUGAUGUUGAAAGAAGAAUUGGCAGCAGUAGUAGUAGCAGUAGAAGUAGGAGCAGCAGCUGCAGUAGUAGCAGAGAAACAAGAUGCAGUAGUGGUCUCCCCUUACCCCCAUCGACACAGAGAGAAGUGCAAAGCGUAGGGUUCGGAACGGUGAGUGUUGGUGAUGUACCUUAUGCUGGCGCUGCCGCGAGGCAAAUGGCUUGGCUGCGAACGGAGCUAGCGGGGUACAAACGCGCGAACGAGCUCAUCCUGCCCAAAAAGCCGGUGCCAUGGUUACCACAUCGAAAAGGACACCUGCUGUUCCGCUGUUCGGCCCUUAGUACUUCCUUAUUGUUUCUUAUUAUUUCCACGUCAUAACAAUACACAGAUACGUUAUAUGAAUUUGAAUUUUUUUUUAUCAUUGCGCGAGCCGGGCAGCUUAUCGAUCGUUUGUGGUUUAGUGCAGACGCAAUGGAUUUAUGUAUUUAUGUGCGUGUGAUUUCUUUCCGUCGAUUAGAAGGCCGGACGUGAAAGGUGCUCGAUGGAUGGAAGGAGCUGGGCUGGGGCGCGGCACAGAAAGACGGCUGGUGAUGAAUGGAUGUACGGCUGUACUUAAGUUAAGGAUAACAUGAAUGAAGUGCCUAGUGAAAGCGAUGUAAACCCGGGCCGGGGGAAUGAAGAUGCGACCGAGUAUAGACAAAGGGAAGAUUGAGUAGAGGAACCGGCAUUCUGAGAGGCGAGGGGUGUCAGGUCGAUGUUGCUUCCAAUUGACAGCAAUUCGCACCUGAACUGCUGCACCAUUUUGCUCAAACAAAUUUGCCCGACCCGAAAGCGCUCCUGGAAAGGAAGCUUAGGAAAGGAAUAGAACGGAGGUGCGAAGGUGAGUGCCAAGGCAAACCCCCCUCCUAGUCCUGUGGUAGACGUGGCGGUGUAUGUGUGUGCGUGUAUAUGUGAGCGAUGUGGUCGCGGCCAAGGAAAGGUAGCUUAUCUGUGACAAUAACGUAAACAACUCUUGGUCUCGCCGGGACUCGCCCCUCCCAAGGCCAAACCUUGUCUGCUAACUAACACUAGCUCGUGCGUAUCAUAGAAAGAAAAGUGAAAAGGAAAUGGAGAAUGGGACAGGGGAUUACGUUGCCAUAAAUAGGUACAGGGGGAAGGGGGAGGGAGGACAUCGAAGAAAAACCUUUUCAUUGUGAUAGGGGCGUAGAGCCCAGGGAUGAUAGAGUUCCGCGACGGAAUGGGGUGGUGAGGAGAGCGAUUGUCGAGACAAAAACAAAGUCCACGGUGCUAAGGGGCACUUUAAAUAAUGCAUUACCAAUGCUCUCACCACCUUCUUCUCUUCCUCCUUUCCCAUAAACCGGAAGAGAGAGUAAGAGAGAGAGUGAGAGAGAGAGAAAUAGUAACACGAAUACCACGAGUGUUUAUUCCGGUUUCCGCCUAGACACACAGUCACAGUGGAUAAAUAACGUAUAUUGCGCAUAACAUUAGCCAGCAGAGCAGAGCGCAAGAGGAGAAUGGCGAAAGGGAUAGUGAGAAGGAAUGUAGCCAACAAGGAGCGGAAGGGAUCAAUUGAUCGAGCCUGGUUAGCGGCACAGGACUUACCGCUGUGAG